AUGGAAUCCACCACGGCGCCGACCUUGCCGGCCUCGCCGCCGCCGUACCGCGAGAUACGCGCGCUGUUCGAUGACGGAACAAUCACGGUGUACCAAGCGUACAGCGGGACCAUCGCGUCGGCGGCCGUGGCGGCGCAGCGGCUGAACGCGUCACCCGCGUUCAGCACCACGCGCAUGACGUGGAUCAAGCCGAGCUGGGCGUGGAUGCUGUACCGCGCGGGCUACUCGCACAAGGACAAGGGCCAGGAGCGCAUCUUGGCGCUGCGCAUGAAGCACGCCGACUUCCUCUCGCUGCUCGAGAAGGGUGUGGUGCCCAGAGAAGGGAGCAUGCUGCCCCAAGUUAGGAUCCAGUGGGACCCGGAGCGGACGGUCCGCCUCGAGAAGCUCGGGCACCGCAGCAUCCAGAUCGGCGUGCCCGGCGCGCUCAGCGCGCACUGGGCCGAGAAUCUGAUCGUCAGCAUCGAGGACGUGACGCAGGCGGCCCGCGACCUGAAGAAGGUGCUUGACGAGAGGCCCAACGUUUCAGACGACGAGCUGGUUCGGCUGGGGCUGGUCCCGGUCGAGAGGCCGUUCCCGGUCCCGGAGGAGCUGCAGCGGGCUCUAGGCAUGAUCCUCCCGCCACCAUCUGACUUGGAUGCUAGUGAGGAUUAG
Messenger RNA from Lasiosphaeria miniovina, 651 nucleotides. RefSeq names its product ATP-dependent RNA helicase DHX8. Bases 1 to 651 code for a protein of 216 amino acids. The record is from RefSeq and is a predicted model, not a curated record. Lineage: Eukaryota; Fungi; Ascomycota; Sordariomycetes; Sordariales; Lasiosphaeriaceae. The transcript has 2 exons.